AUGGCUGAAGCUCUAACAUCCAUACUGAACUUGUCGUCUCUUUCACUGUACAAAGCCAAAUCCAAUUCUAUAUCUUCUCUCGCCAGUCAAAAAGAACGACGAAAUGAAGUUUUAACGAAGCAAAAAGAAAAACGAGAGCAGCUCGUCUCUCAAUUACGUUUCAUGACUAAAGAUGAUGAACCAGUCGAAGAUAAUAAACCUCACUGGCCUCCCCGUCAUCACCGCAAAAAUAUAUCUCCACUCUGUCCAAUCGAGAUGAUGCUAGCCGAAUGGUUAUUUUCUGCUCCCGAUGAUAUAUCAUCUUGGUUUGCUAUUCCAUGUCCACGCGGCCAACGAUGUCUCGUUGUUGUUCAAUCGAAUCGAACGCUUGUCUACGGAAAAUUCGGUAAUCUUAUGUGGACAAUGUACACACAUUUACCCAAACAAACCAUUCUCUACUGUAUAUAUGACAAACGCUCAUCGACUUAUCAUAUUUUGGAUUUGAUCAUGUGGAACGGACAGGAUUACUCUACUCAAUUCGAAUGUCAAUGUCGAUUUUUUAUGUUAGUAUCAUUAAAUGAUGACUCCAGAUUGCAACCGCAUUUUCAAAUCCUACCUCGUACGAGACUCGACGAGAAACAAGAUUUGAUCGAAGCAGAAGAUGGUUAUUUGUUUUAUCAUCCAUUAGGUUGUUAUGAACCCGGUUAUUCUCCACUGGUUUGUUGGCUUAAGCCAUUUAUGAUCGAAGAAAUUCUCGGAAUAAAAUUAACUUAUCCAGUAGAUAAACCUGUUGAUUAUACAACAGCACAAGCUUAUAUGUUCGAUGAACAAUCCAGUAGAAAAGAACAUGAACAACAACAACAACAAACAAUUGUUAGAAAAUCACGCAGAAAAAAGAAGGAAGCAGUACAAGUCGAAGAAGAAUGUGAACAAGAACGAACAGGAGAAGAGAAUUUAAUGCAAUUCCAUUCGGUGUUAAACGAUACUGUUUUGAAUUCGUUGUUGCUAAACUAUUCGGUACAGACAACGAUGUUUGAAGUGUAG
Molecule: messenger RNA, 1023 nt
Organism: Adineta ricciae
Lineage: Eukaryota; Metazoa; Rotifera; Eurotatoria; Adinetida; Adinetidae
Source: the annotation of a GenBank genome assembly